CUGGGCGCGGGGCGCGCCCCCAGCCCGGCUGCGGGGAGGAGACCUGCGAGCGCGGGAGUCGGGGCCGCCCCGGCCCGGCCCCUGCGUGCCCGCCUCCCGAGGGUCCGGCCUGCGCCCCCCGCGGGGCCCGCCCCCCGCCAGCCCCCGGGCCCGCGCGUCGCUGCCCCUUUAAGAAGCCCAGGUAGGCAGGCCCGGCUGCGGGAGCCGCUCCUAUGGCAACCCGCGAGCUGCGGCGGCUUCAUGAAUAUUCCGGGGCGCGGGAGCCCGGGCGCUGCCGGAGGGCGCUCCGGGGGAGGCGGCCGCUGAUGUAAGCCCGGCCGUGCCGCUGGGCUCCGCUGGGCUCCGCCGGGCUUCUCUGGGCUUCGCCGGGCUGCGGCGGGGAGCCCCGGGACGCGCCCGCCGGGAUCGGCCGGCCGAGGGCAGGCGAGCCCCCGAGUGACCGCCGCGAGAGCCCCCCGGGCCCCGCGGGUGUGCGGGACGGUGCCGUGCGCUCGGCGCCCCCGAGCGGCUCCCCGCGCCCAUUGUUCCCGCGGGGGCGGGGCGCCUGGAGCCGGGCGGCGCGCCGCGCCCCUGCUCGCGGGCGGGAGGGAGGCGGCCGCGCGGGGUCCCCCGCGCCCCUCGGAGCGCGCGAGCCCGGGGACUGGCCCGGCGCCCCCCGCCGCGUGCCCGGCAUGGGCGCCUGAAGCGGCCCGCGCGGUGCCCGUGGCGAAGGACGCGUCCCCGCGGGCGCACUGACCCGCGCGCGGACCUGGAGCCGGGCGGCCGCGCCGCACCCGCGCCCCGGCCCCCGGCGCCAUGGACAAGCUGCCGCCGUCCAUGCGCAAGCGGCUCUACAGCCUCCCGCAGCAGGUGGGGGCCAAGGCGUGGAUCAUGGACGAGGAGGAGGACGCCGAGGAGGAGGCGUCGGGCGGCCGCCGGGACCCCGGCCGCAGGAGCAUCCGGCUGCGGCCGCUGCCCUCGCCCUCGCCCUCGGCGGCGGCCGCGGAGCCCCGGGGCGCGGCCCUCGGGGCGGCGGCGGACGGCGAGGGGCCGGCCCGCGGCGCGGGCAAGUCCAGCACCAACGGCGACUGCCGGCGCUUCCGCGGGAGUCUGGCCUCGCUGGGCAGCCGGGGCGGCGGCGCGGGGGGCGGCGCAGGGGGCGGCGGCGGCGGCGGCAGCCACGGGCACCUGCACGACUCCGCGGAGGAGCGGCGGCUCAUCGCCGAGGGCGACGCGUCCCCCGGCGAGGACAGGACGCCCCCGGGCCUGGCCGGCGAGCCCGAGCGCCCCGGCGUCCCGGGGCCGCCCGCCGCCUCGCCGCCGCCGCCGCCGCCGGCCUCCGCCUCCUGCGAGCCGCCCUCGGCGGACACCGCGAUCAAAGUGGAGGGAGGCGCGGCCGCCGCCGGGGACCAGAUCCUCCCCGAGGCCGAGGUGCGCCUGGGCCAGACCGGCUUCAUGCAGCGCCAGUUCGGGGCCAUGCUCCAGCCCGGGGUCAACAAAUUCUCCCUGAGGAUGUUCGGCAGCCAGAAGGCGGUGGAGCGCGAGCAGGAGCGGGUGAAGUCGGCCGGGUUCUGGAUCAUCCACCCCUACAGCGACUUCAGGUUUUACUGGGACCUGACGAUGCUGCUGCUGAUGGUGGGAAACCUGAUCAUCAUCCCCGUGGGCAUCACCUUCUUCAAGGAUGAGAACACCACGCCCUGGAUCGUCUUCAACGUGGUGUCCGACACCUUCUUCCUCAUCGACCUGGUCCUCAACUUCCGCACAGGGAUCGUGGUGGAGGACAACACCGAGAUCAUCCUGGACCCGCAGCGGAUCAAGAUGAAGUACCUCAAGAGCUGGUUCGUGGUGGAUUUCAUCUCCUCCAUCCCCGUGGACUACAUCUUCCUCAUCGUGGAGACACGCAUCGACUCCGAGGUCUACAAGACGGCCCGGGCCCUGCGCAUCGUCCGCUUCACUAAGAUCCUGAGCCUGCUGCGUCUCCUGCGCCUCUCCCGCCUCAUCCGCUACAUCCACCAGUGGGAGGAGAUCUUCCACAUGACCUACGACCUGGCGAGCGCCGUGGUGCGCAUCGUGAACCUCAUCGGCAUGAUGCUGCUGCUGUGCCACUGGGACGGCUGCCUGCAGUUCCUGGUGCCCAUGCUGCAGGACUUCCCCGACGACUGCUGGGUGGCCAUCAACGGCAUGGUGAACCACUCGUGGGGGAAGCAGUACUCGUACGCGCUCUUCAAGGCCAUGAGCCACAUGCUGUGCAUCGGCUACGGGCGCCAGGCGCCCGUGGGCAUGUCGGACGUGUGGCUCACCAUGCUCAGCAUGAUCGUGGGCGCCACCUGCUACGCCAUGUUCAUCGGCCACGCCACCGCACUCAUCCAGUCCCUGGACUCCUCCCGGCGCCAGUACCAGGAGAAGUACAAGCAGGUGGAGCAGUACAUGUCAUUCCACAAGCUGCCGCCCGACACGAGGCAGCGCAUCCAUGACUACUACGAGCACCGCUACCAGGGCAAGAUGUUCGAUGAGGAGAGCAUCCUGGGGGAGCUGAGUGAGCCGCUGAGGGAGGAGAUCAUCAACUUCAACUGCCGCAAGCUGGUGGCCUCCAUGCCUCUCUUCGCCAACGCCGACCCCAACUUCGUGACAUCCAUGCUGACCAAGCUGCGCUUCGAGGUCUUCCAGCCCGGGGACUACAUCAUCCGCGAGGGCACCAUCGGCAAGAAGAUGUACUUCAUCCAGCACGGCGUGGUCAGCGUGCUCACCAAGGGCAACAAGGAGACCAAGCUGGCCGAUGGCUCCUACUUCGGCGAGAUCUGCCUGCUGACUCGCGGCCGGCGCACGGCCAGCGUGAGGGCGGACACCUACUGCCGCCUGUACUCGCUGAGCGUGGACAACUUCAACGAGGUGCUGGAGGAGUACCCCAUGAUGCGGCGCGCCUUCGAGACGGUGGCGCUGGACCGCCUGGACCGCAUCGGCAAGAAGAACUCCAUCCUCCUGCACAAAGUGCAGCACGACCUCAACUCGGGCGUGUUCAACUACCAGGAGAACGAGAUCAUCCAGCAGAUCGUGCAGCACGACCGCGAGAUGGCGCACUGCGCGCACCGCGCCCAGGCCGCCCCGGCGCCCGCGCCCGCGCCCGCGCCGCUCAUCUGGACGCCGCUCAUCCAGGCGCCGCUGCAGGCGGCCGCGGCCACCACGUCGGUGGCCAUCGCGCUCACGCACCACCCGCGCCUGCCGGCCGCCGUCUUCCGCCCGCCGCCCGGCCCCACGCCGCGGCCCCGCGCGCGCCUGCACUCGCUCGUGCCCGCCACGCUGGGCGCCGCCUCGCCGGCCAGCAGCCCGUCGCAGCUGGACACGCCGUCCUCCUCGUCCUUCCACAUCCAGCAGCUGGCCGGCUUCUCGGCGCCCGCGGGCCUGAGCCCGCUGCUGCCCGCGGCCGGCGCCUCGUCCCCCGCCGCGCCCACGCCCGCCGCGCCCGCGGGCUUCGGCCACUUCCACCAGGCGCUGGGCGGCUCCGUGUCCUCGUCCGACUCGCCCCUGCUCACGCCGCUGCAGCCUGGCGCGCGCUCCCCGCAGGCCGGCCAGCCCCAGCCGCCGCUGCCCGGGGCUCGCGGCGCGCCCGGACUCCUGGAGCACUUCCUGCCGCCGCCGCCCGCCGCCCGCUCCCCGGCCUGCAGCCCCGGGCAGCUGGGCCAGCCCCCCGGGGAGCAGCAGCCGGGCACCCCGGAGACGCCCCCGCGGCAGCCCGAGCGCCCGGCCUUCGGGGCGGCGGCCUCGGGGGCCGCCUCGCCCGUCGCCGCCUUCUCCCCGCGAGCCGGCCUCAGCCCCGCCGGCCACAGCCCCGGGCCCCCCAGAACUUUCCCCGGGCCCCCGCCGCGCGCCUCCGGCUCGCACGGCUCCUUGCUGCUGCCCCCCGCCUCCAGCCCGCCGCCCCCGCAGGUGCCACAGCGCAGGGGGACCCCGCCCCUGACCCCCGGGGGCCGCCUCACCCAGGACCUCAAGCUCAUCUCGGCCUCCCAGCCGGCCCUGCCCCAGGACGGGGCGCAGACUCUGCGCCGGGCGUCCCCGCACUCGUCUGGGGAGUCAGUGGGGGGCUUCCCGCCCUUCCCCAGGGCCGGGGGCAGCAGCGGGGGCCUCGGCGUGCCCGGGAGGCCCCAUGGUGCCGCCCCUGGCCAGCUGCACGUCACCCUGCCUCGGAAGACAUCCUCAGGUUCUCUGCCACCCCCCCUCUCCUUGUUUGGGGCUAGACCCGUCGCCCCUGCGGGCCCCCCCGGGACUGGAGCGGAGCCGGUGCGCUCCAAACUGCCGUCCAAUCUCUGAGUGGGGGGGGCCCGCGCCCCACUCCGUGCCCGCCUCUGGCUUCCUUCAGGUGUAACUGUGAUUAGGACAGACGCCAGUACCCUUACACUGGCCCUCACCUGAGCAGCGGCGCCGGGAACACCCAGGUACCCUGAGAGCUCUCCAGUUUUGGUCACUGGCUUUUAUAGACUAUUUUAAUACUCCAGGGAGGGGGAGGGAAGCAGGCAGGGCCCCAGUGCCGGAUGCAGAGGAACCGUGGAGGGGCGCCUGGGGUCUCUGCUCGCAGGUGGGGGGCUCCAAGAGCAGCCUGCCCUUCGCUUUUGUUGUUUGAGGGUGGCAGCCACCCCCAACCUGGUGUCCUGGCACUGGGAGCCCUCUGUGGGGGCCCCGGGUUCCCUGGGAAUGGGGCUGCCCCUCGGCUGCCUGUGUCCUCGGGUCCUGCACUUUUCCUGCUGCAAAUGUAGCCAGAUGUGUGGCGGAAUCAGCCGGUAUCUGUGUAAGAGUCUGUAGUGCUCCUUAGAACUGCCUGCACUGUGCCGUCUAGUGUCACCCCUUGUCCCCAGGACACCCGAGCCACCUUCCAGCCACCUGUCCUGGCCAAGCAAGGCCUGAGGAAAUGAGGUGUCCUCAGGGAGGGGGACCCCAGGACCUGCAGCCCCCACCACCCCAUCUCAAACCCUCUCCCUGCACAGGAUAGUCGCUCCAGGCCAGCCCCUCCCCCACCCCUCCCCUCCAUCUCCCUCCAUUCUCCCCUCCCUCACCCACCCCUCCUGCCCUUCCUCCACUCCCCUCCUGACCUUUCACGGCCCCUCUCCCCUCUCCUCUCUCCUCUUCCUCAACCUCCCCCCUCCCCCUGGCCUAGAGCACUCCUCCCCCUUCAAUUCCAGGCCCUCAGUUCCCUUAUCUGCACAGUGAAGGGGGUUUUAGUUUUAUUUCUUGAGUCUGUGGUGCCGAGCACCGGGUGAGCACUUUACCUCCGUGGGCUCCUUCAUUUUCGACCAUGAGGUGUGUGUUUCGUGAUUACCCCCCCCUACAUGCACACACACAUUUUACAUAGGAGGAACCAGUUGGGGAUCCUUUUCCCAGAGUCGUGUCAGGAGACAUGGCAGAGUUGUGGCUGAGCGGAGACCCGGGUCCUGCGUGAGGCCAGGCCGAGGUUCCUGCCGCUGGGAAUCUGUGCAGCGGGUCUGGAGAGAGGACCAAGGUUAAGGUGCUUGCUCUGCAUCCCGCUGACCCUGGUUCAAUCCCCGAGCACUACUGGGGAGCACAGAGGCAGGAGUAAAAUCUGAGCAUCACUGAAUGUGACCCCAAUACCAAAAAGAAAUCCGCUGAGGGUGGCAGUUAAGCAUGGGAAGAGAGCAGGUUUGGGAGGCAGGCGGCCCUGGCUUUAAGCCACAUCGUAGCUCUGGGACCUGGGCACAUUCUUGAAGUUUCCUGCAUCUGUGGCCUCCUACAUAAAAUGGGACUGUGGUUCGACCACACAAGGCCCCCUGCACCUGUUGGGUGACCGCCACCCAUUGCAGGAGUUCCCCGAAGACCAGGCCUCUGCCCCGGCCUCACACACAAACCCCCAGGGAGGGGGGAGCAGGGAAGGAAGACUGGUGGGCCAGGUGCUCUGGGGGAUGGGGCUGAGCUGCAGGCCUGAGGGAGAAGGGCGACCUGUGGGCCGAGGACAUUGGCCUGAUUCGGGGCCACUGGGGCUGGACUGGCUGCAUGUGGAGCCCUGAGCCAGCCCCACCUCCAAGGCCGGAGGCAGAGAACUGGGGUUGUGCCCCUCUGCCCCCCCACCAGCCCCCACUGUGGGGCGAGGGGAGGACAGGGGCCAGCAGGCUCAGUCACCCAGGAGAGAAGAGAGGGCGGCGAGGGAACCUGGGGUCUCCGAGGGAGGAAGGCCCUGGCGCUGGUCUCUUCUGGGCCUAGACAGUUGUCUCUGCUGCAGGGACUUAAACAGCAGUUUUGCAUCCAGGAUCCCAGGCUUCAGUCCUGGGGGUGGGGCCGGGCCAGGGGGCAGGGCUGGGGGUGAGGGUUCCUGCAGGCACCAGGGCUGGCCUCCACCCUUCCACAUGUCUCACACACUCACACUCACACACACACAAACACACACACACACACACGCACGCACGCACAAGCACAUGCACACACCCUGUGACCAGGCCCCAGUAAGCAUGUUUGUAAUUCCAUCCCCUCCUGCCUCCCCCUUCCCCGCCCCUUUGUUAAGACCAAGGAAGGUAACUGCCAUGGUGUAGCUUUGACGACAUUUUAAAGAUGCCCGAUGCCCUACGAUGCUGCCUCUCUGGGUGCCCGGGGCUGGGGGCCGCAAGGCUCAUGGGGUCAGCAGAGUCUUGGCCCAGGCCUGGGGGUGAGAAGCAGCAAGGAGGCAGAGAGUCCUGUGCCUCUGAGAGAGGGGUGUGGGGGAGGGGCCCCGGGCCACAUUCCACCUGCCCGUGCUCCCUUGGUGCUCUCUGCAGGAACUCCAUCCAAAUCAGGAGGGGUCAGCCUCAUUCCAGGGGCCUUUGGCUGCUGUGGACAAAGGUCAUGUCAGGGCCAGGAGUGAGGGUUGCCUGGGGGUGUUGGGGGUGCUGCUGGAAGUUGGAGAUCCUCUGGCUCCCCUCAUUCCUGACUGUGGAGUGGUCCCGCCGGUGUGUGGACGUGGCUGGGAGCCGGCAGGGGCAGGCCCGGAGCUCCCACGCAGGGGAUGUCCUCAGAGCGGGCGGGGUACCCAGUCCCUGGCGGGUGGCAGAGCGGAUGCUGUUGCCAUGGGAACCGGUCUGGGAAUCCUGUUGCUAAGGAGGCAGCUGGGAGGCCGGUGUCCCCAUGACAACUGCCCCCGGUGGCCCACGCAGCAGCACUGCCUUAGGGACAGCCCAGCUUGGAAAGGCAGGUGUCCCCAUGCCAGAAGCUGGCCUGGGGGCCACCAGAGAAGCCUUUUGGGACAGGUGGGAGGGAUGAGCUGCCAGGCUGCCAAGCCCCAAACAGGACUCAUGCCACCCACUGCCUGACCCCGGUGGGGCCUGGCUCCUCCUGGGUCACAGGGAGGUAACAUGAAGGUGCAGGAAACCCAGGAGGUGCCCACUGUGCUUUCGUGUCAUUCCAGAGGGCCACUGCUGAAGGACACCACGGCUCGGAGAGCGAUAGGGGCCUCCCAGGCACCCCCGUUUGACUGGAGACUGGGUGCAUCCAGGAAUUCAGACCAGGGCCCACGAGUGGCACCCAGGCUGGGGGUGGAGCUGCCAGGGGCGGGCGGAGACACCCUGCUUUGCUCUUGUCACGUGUCCCCAGUUUGGUGUCUGUGCUAGAGUGUGUCUCCCCCUCCAGAUAUGCCUCAGCACUCCGGGCUUUAGUCUCUGGGAUCCUGCUCAGCUCGGCUCCCUCCUGCAUUAGUGGGGCUCCCCCUUACUGGGGGAGGGGUUAGUUCUGGGGAUCAAACCCAGGGCCUCAAGCAUGCAGGGUGAGCCAGUACUCAGCUGCCGAGCAACAUCCCCAGUCCUGGACUAGAAUGGCUUUUUAAACUCCAGAUGUCACCCUAAUAUUAUUACUGUGUGUGUGUGUGUGUGUGUGUGUGUGUGUGUAUGCGCUCGCGCGCGCGCGUGCGCGCAUGGUUAGGUCGUUCUCUGGUGCUGGGGCCUACUUCUGGCUCUGUGCCUAGUGAGUGCCCUGGGAAGUGCUCAGGAACUGUCUGUGUGAGAGAUCAAAGGGGAAAGGGGGCCAGGCAAGCAUCUGAACCCCUGUGCUCUCUCUCCAGCCCUUACAUUGGGUUGUGUGAGUGUGUUUUUCAAAUAGGGCAUUUUUAAAUGCCUAAUAAUAUUCUCCCAGUUCAGGGCCAGAGAGAUAGUACAGGCUCCUGCUUUGCACGUGGCUGAUCCCGGUUUGAUCCCCAGUACUGUCUCUCGUCCUCCACAGCUCGCCCGGAGUGAGCCCUGAGCACUGCUUAGGACCCAAAACCAAAAAAGCAAAAAUACCCCCCACAGCUCCAAGCCUCUUCCCAGCUGCUGCUUCUCACACAGCCAAACUCACUGCCCGCCAGGCUAUCCAGCCCUCUCUUCGUCCUCCCCUGCCCCCAGCUCCCUCCACCCAGGUCUCAGCAGACAGGUCAGCUUGGGCAGGGCCUGCUUCACUUCCCAGCGUCCAGUGCUGCCAGGUCCUGCCCCCUUCCCGGUCCCAGCUCCUCUGUACUGCCCCAGCUUUCUCUUCAGCGUCACCCUGAGAUGUCGGUCACCUCCUUACUCCCCACACACUUCUUGGGGGGCAUCGUUUUCAUAUCUGUGGCUCUCCUGGAGGCGAAGCCCCCCUCCCCCCAGAUGUCCCCUCGCAGGUUAGGCGUCACAUUCCCAGAGGCAUCUUCCACCUGUCAUUCUGGCCUGCAGGUUCCCAAGCUCCAUAGGACAGGACCUGGUCCCCCCUAUCCUGCCCCAGCCAAUUGGACCUUCUCCAACCUUUCUUUCCCGUGAUGGGAGAUUUGUCACACAUGCAGAAGAAGAUAUACACACAGAACAAGCGAAAUGUUCAAGUAUGCUGAGCAGCUUAAUGACCAGGGCAGGGAGGAAGACCUCAGAAGCAUCCAUCUGGCCCCCCUGGGUCUGCCUGGGACCCUCCUCCUCUCAGAAGUGGGCUCUGACCGGCGGGCUUGGUUGCGUGUCUGGGGGGAGGUUGGGUUUGGAAGUCGGGGUCUCUGCAGGCAGGGAAGAGGGAGCAGGAUUCUGGACGGUACCACAGCCGUAUGGUUCAGAAUUGCUGAUGCAUGGUGAUAACAAGCAGAUUGAGUUUUUGCCCGUUUUAUGAUUGUUUAAAAUGUCUUUUAAAUGCUCCAACCUUUUGAUGGCCAUCCCAGGUGUGGGUCCCUGUCACCCACUGUCAGCUUUGUAGACUUGAGCUUUACACGUAUGUAAAGUUACACUGGGGCACACGAAUUCUUUAGUAAUUGGCUUUUUUGUUCACUCGUGUCACGUUGAAACCCUGUGGCUGCUCGGAGCAUCGUUAAGGCACGGCCAAUGCUCCAGACGGUGGUGCAGAAUCCUCUGCCCGUGUGUGUGUUUCUCGAGGAGACAUCUCCACUGACGCCAGCUCUUGUUAUUACAAGCAGCCCGGCUGCGGACACUUGUUUGUAGCGCUGGUAGUGCAGUGUAAAAGGAUCAUUAGGCCCCGUAUCUAGGAAUGGAAUAACGGAGUCAGAGAGCAAAUUAAUCUUCACUUUACAAGAUAAUGCCAAGCUGUUUUAAAUAGUUCUGACAAUUUAUACUCCCACCUGCAGCGUUUGAGGCGUCCUCCUGCUUCCCAUUCUUGCCAAUAAUUGGAAACAUCAGACUUUCUUAUUUUUCCCCAGUCUAGUGAUAGCUAAUUGUGUUUUAAUGUGCAAAUCCCUAAUUACCAGUAAGGCUGAAUGUUUCUCAUGUAUCCAUUUGCCAUUCAUGCUUCCUCUUCUGAAAAAGGUUUUGUCUGAUAUUUCGCCUGAUCUCCCAUUACUGUUUUUCUUCUUGGUUCACGUUUUACACACACACACACACACACACACACACACACACACACCCCAUCUGUACGGAAAGUGAGUCCUUUGUUCUUUAUACAUACUGCAUAUAUCUUCUUUCUGUUUAUGGCUUGUAUUUCCCUCUCUGUGUGUGUUCUUUAAUGAGCAGAAGUUUUACAUUUUAAUGAGGUCAAGGUUAGCAAUAUAUUCUUAAAUGUCUAAUACUUCCUUAGUGCCUUUUUUGCUUAUUUAAGAAACCUACUUUACUCUGAUGUCACAAAGAUAUCCUAAGUUAGUUCCUAAAAAAUGUGAAGUUUUGCUGUUCACAUUUAAGCCCUUAACCUACCUGACUUUGGCUAAAUUUCGGCAUAGUGUCAGGGCAUAAUUCAUCUCACCUUUGCCCCAUGUGUACGACCACUCAACCCUACGCAUUUGCAGUGCACUGGCUCCAUCCUAGCCGGGGCCGUGUGGAAGCUCUCCAGAACCUGUCUGUCCUCGAUCUAGCAGUCUCAGCCUCUGUCUGAACCACCCCAGCUUCAUUGUGCAUGUUGGUAUCUAGCAGCAUUGCCUGCCCACCUUUACCUUAGCAAUGACUCAGCUCUUCUGCCCACCCCCCUUUUUUCUGUACUACCAAGUACAUUAUACAAACUGUAUGAAGAUGCAUAAAGAAUCUCAUGGGCUUCUGUCUGAAAUAACAUGAACAUUGUGAUUUGGAACUGACUGCCUCUGGAUGAGCAGGGUAUGAUGCUCCCUGCAGACUGGUCUUUGUUCAGAUCCCUGGUAUUCGUCACUCUAAGUGCUGCUGCCCCCAAAGAAAAAAGUCCAAAGUUGAGAAGGCUGCUCACCGAGGUUUAUUCCAGCUCAGGUUCAACCCGUCUGUGGGCCAGCUGGCCAGCACUCCGCUGAGGUCAUCUCAAACCCUCCACAGCACUGGGCGGAGAGGCGAUGCCCGGUCAAGACAGGAUUCCAGAUGGCUGCUCCCCGUCACCACCCCACCCCACAGGAGUCCCUGCUUCCUUGUGACUAAGGAGACUCAGGUCCCUAGGAGAGCACAUGGCGUAUUCACUGGUGUUGAAAGACAGACCAAGGCCCCUGGGACGCGUGAAGGGUUUAAUCUGCAAAACUCAACUCACAGUUGGGCAUGGCGCCAAAGCAGAGGCAGGGAGCUCUCAGCGGACAGGAGCCAGAGGAAAGUGCCACAGCAGAGAGGGGUGCCAGUGGGCCUGGCUUCCGCUUAGCGCCACAUCAGGCUGUUGAUGACAGGCUAUUCUAAGCGGGGGUGGCUUCAUAACCUUAGGGUGUUGAAGGCUUAGGUCGGGGGUUGCCUGUAUAAGCCACGGAGGCAGCAGAGUCACAUCAGCCCAGUGGGCUUUCUGUUUGUGACUUUAACACUGGGCAUUAAUUGUCUCUGCCAAACCUUUCCACAUAGUUUUUUAGUUUUCUUCAUGAAGGUUUGUACAUUUUAUGAGCUUUAUUCCGAGUACCUUGUGUUUGGUGGUUACUGCUCAUCAUAUCUAUUCAUUAUCAAGUUGCAAUUUAUAAUCUCACAGUUCACCAGUUUGCAGUGUACAGUUCAAUGAGUUUUGGCAAAUUCACUCUGUCCUAUCACCUUCCCAACCAUGAAGAUCUAGAACAUUCCAUCAUUCCUCCUGUGCCCAUGCCAUCCGUCCCUCUACUUCUGCCCCUAGGCCUGACCCCUGGCAAUGUGCUUUCUGUCUCCGAGGUUUUGCCUUUUCUAGUUUUACGUAGAUGCAAUCAUAAAGUGUGGGCUCCUUCCUUUAGUGACGUCAUUACACUCUGUCCCUGCCGAGUGUCCUGUGGUAAGCAGAGCCUUGCCAGGACGAUGGCAGUUUGUCUAGACACUCACAGAUGAACAUCGGGGCUGUUUCCAGCUUGGGGUUCUGGCAAAUAUAGCUCCUACGAACAUUCAUGUGGAUGUGGAUUUGCAUCACCCCGAGUUCAUAUCCAGAUGGUGACACAGCUCACACUCCGAAACCACCUGACUCUUUCCAAAGCUGGAACACUGCUUUGCAUUCACACCAGCAAUUGUAUGAGAGGACCACUCCACAUCCUGGCGACACUUGGUAUCUCAGCCUUCUGUUUUUACCACUGAAGAGGGUGUGCAAUGUUCAUUUUUGGUUUUCAUUUGCAUUUCUAUAAUGACGGGAAUUUCUCGGCAUCUUUUCUGCUGUUGAUUUGCUAUCCACAUGUAUUCUUUGGUAAAAAUGACUGUUCAGAUCUUUACCCAUUUAUUUUUACUGGCUCGUUUGUUUUCUUUUUAUUAUUAAAUUAUAAAUAAUAUAUUCAGGAUAUUAGACCUUUC
This is a messenger RNA of Sorex araneus (European shrew), 12047 nucleotides long. RefSeq names its product hyperpolarization activated cyclic nucleotide gated potassium channel 4 (gene HCN4). NCBI's taxonomy places the organism in Eukaryota, Metazoa, Chordata, Mammalia, Eulipotyphla, Soricidae. The record is from RefSeq and is a predicted model, not a curated record. The coding region runs from base 796 to 4284 and encodes 1162 amino acids. Gene Ontology annotation, biological process: potassium ion transport; transmembrane transport. Gene Ontology annotation, cellular component: membrane. The transcript has 8 exons. Gene Ontology annotation, molecular function: voltage-gated potassium channel activity.